This is a messenger RNA of Paramecium octaurelia, 1985 nucleotides long. The record is from the annotation of a GenBank genome assembly. NCBI's taxonomy places the organism in Eukaryota, Ciliophora, Oligohymenophorea, Peniculida, Parameciidae.
AUGAAUUUGAUAGAAUUUUAGAUUCUUGAUAAAAACUUUGACUAAGAUGGAAAUAAGACAAUAGAAUACCUAGACAGCUAAAAUAAUGUUAUGUAUUGAGUAACACUAUGUAGUGGUAAUGGAUAAUACGAAAAUUUCUAAAAAAGUGGCACAUGGACAGAAGUAAUUGAAGUUUAUGGAGAAUACAUAAUAACAGCUAAAGGAGAUUAUAAUCAGGAUAAAAAAUAAGGAAAGUGGACAUAUUCUAUUAAUGACUAAACCUUGUAUAAAUUUAAUUCUAUUAUUAAGAGGGACAAAAACAUAUAACCAAGACAGAGAAAUUGGGAAUUCCUUUAGCUAUUUCAUUUAUAGAUAGCCUAAUAUCUCCAAUAACAUUUGGUAUUUAGUUGAAGAAUUCCUUCUUUAUGAAGGGAAAAGAAUUACUCAAAGCUACAUUUUCAAUUUUAACAAAUUUAUGUAAUAAACAAAUUCCAUUUAGAUAAUGUGGAAAUUAUUUGAUGGGAGGCAUAAAAAAAGGAAAAUGGAUAGAAUUAGAGUAAAACUCAAUUAUAUUUGAUCAAUAAAAAUAAAUAUACAGCUUUAUUUGUUCAGAAGGAAGUUAUGCUGAUGGAUUGAAAGAAGGACCUUGGGAGUCAACAUUAUAUGAACAAUAUGAACAUCAAGUUCAUACUCAUCUUGUUUCUAAGGGUGAGUAUUAGAAAGGCAAGAAAACAGGAAAUUGGACCGAACCAAUUGGAUAUUCAUCAAAAGCAACUAUGUAGACAAUCAUUACAGGAAAUUAUGAAAAUAACUAGAAAAACGGACACUGGUCAUUGGAGGAUGGAUAAAAGGAUUUAUAUCCAGAUGAAGAUUAUGAUCAUGAGGGAAAUUAUAAUUUGGAUAAGAAAGUUGACAACUGGAAGGAAAUUAGAAUUUAUUAGAACUUUCAUGUUGAUUCCAUUAUGUAUAUUUCAAUUUUUAAUGUAGACGUAUCUAAGAUGAAGGUCAGUACAAUGAUGAUGGCCAAAGGAAUGAUAAUUGGACUUCUAAAACAUCUGGACACACUGGAAAUUACUUUUAUUAAAAUGGAGUUUUAAAUGGAGAAGCAGAGUUAUAUGAUUGUAUUGGAAACUUAAAAAUCGUUUUGUAUAUUUCUAUCAUCUAUAAACUAGAACUCGAUCAAAAGGAUAAUUUAACAAUGGGAAGAAAAAUGGGAGAUGGAAAACUUCAAUUAACAUCGAUGAAAAAUGGAUGCUAUAGUAAUAAAUGCAAAUAUAAUUUAGUGAUGUUGGUGAAUAUGUUGAUGAUAUUAAGGUGGGAUUAUGGCGAGAAAGCUAGUACUUUGAUCAAUACAUUUUGGAAUAGACUGAAAAAGAUUAAGGACAGUAUUGUUAUGGUUAAUUUUAGAAUUUUACUAAUUAAGGAAGGUCAUUAUGGAAACAAUGGAAAAAAGAAGGAUGAAUGGACUUGGAGAUUCAAAUGUCUAUCUGGAGAUUACAAUGAAAAUUAAAUCUUUAAUAUAAUAGGCAAAGAAGUGCACACUGAAAAUCAAAUAAUAGGAAAUAUGAUAUUGUUUGAGGAAACAUUUGGUAAAUAUUAUGCAAGAUGUACUAUUUUAUGAAUAUUUAGUUUACUUUUGUGAUAUAUUUGAUGGCUAAAUUUUUAAUGGGUAUAGAAAUGGAGAAUGGAAGUUCUCAGUAAUAUAAGACCUUAUAUAAAACGAAAUCAAUUCAAAAGAUACUGACUCUGAAUAAGAAUAGAAUCUUGAUGAAGAAGAAUAAAAUAUUGAGGAAGAAGAUCAUAAUAGUAAUAAUGAAGAAGAAUAAGAAUAAGAAGAACAUAAUGAUAAUGAUAAUAAUGAUAAUAAGGAAGAAGAAGAAAAUAAUAAUAAUGAAGAAGAAAAUGAAAUCGAAUAAUAAAACUCUGGAGAAGAAGGAGAUGAUUAAGAAGAUCCAGGAAAUUAAGUUUUUCAAGUUUAUCAAAAUGGAAUAGUUAUCCCUCCUUGA